AUGCAGGACAGAUUUGUGCGCGUGCCUAUUCUGCUGGGUACCAACACGGACGAGGGGGCUAGUUUCGGGACGACGGGCACGGACACUGAGGAAUCUUCGAAACGCUCCGUCCUCUCCCGCUCCCAGGCCACUCACCUCCUCUCCAUCUACCCCGACACCAUUUCCCUCGGCUGUCCCUACGGCUGGGGAAAUACGACCUGGCCACAGCUGGGCCUCAUGUAUAAGUGGUAUGCAUCGAUAGCCGAUGAUCUGACCAUGGUGACACCGCGACGGAUGCUGGCGCAGGCUAUGUCCAGGGUCGGGAAGCAGGUCUUCUCGUGUCAGUGGGAUGUGGCGGCAUUGAAUACGAAUACGUCGAGUCCGAUUGGAGUGCAGCAUUUGGCAGAGAUCCCCUUCAUCUUCGCCAAUCCAGUCCAGAACAUCACCGCGCUCGGGUCUGAUCCUGCUCGUUUGGAAUUGGGGCAGAUGGCUGCACGGAUGUGGGUGUCGUUUGUAACGGAUCUGGCUCCGAAUGGACAUGGUGCUUCCAAUUUCGUGUUUCUGCUUCCGCGGGGGGAGAGCUACGUCGAGCCAGAUACCUAUCGCGCGGCGGGCAUGGAUUUUAUCAACCGGAUUGUGCGGUGA
Messenger RNA from Penicillium alfredii, 624 nucleotides. Its product is annotated as putative triacylglycerol lipase (LipA). Bases 1 to 624 code for a protein of 207 amino acids. The transcript has 4 exons. Gene Ontology annotation, molecular function: carboxylic ester hydrolase activity. Lineage: Eukaryota; Fungi; Ascomycota; Eurotiomycetes; Eurotiales; Aspergillaceae. The record is from RefSeq and is a predicted model, not a curated record.